AUGCUAUACUGUCGUUCCGGUUUGCUCCGCGUGCCGGACGUACGAAGUGAGGUAUCACGUGACAAGAAACGCGAAGUUCAAUUCCAUUUCCUCCUGACGCCUGAAGAAGGUAUUGUAUUGUUUUCGAUAUUGGAAAAGAAUGGAUGGAAUGAGUAUGAUUUACUUGCAUAA
This is a messenger RNA of Kluyveromyces marxianus DMKU3-1042, 171 nucleotides long. RefSeq lists its product as uncharacterized. The transcript has a single exon. The coding region runs from base 1 to 171 and encodes 56 amino acids. The record is from RefSeq and is a predicted model, not a curated record. Lineage: Eukaryota; Fungi; Ascomycota; Saccharomycetes; Saccharomycetales; Saccharomycetaceae.